Messenger RNA from Cladocopium goreaui, 1089 nucleotides. The record is from the annotation of a GenBank genome assembly. Lineage: Eukaryota; Dinophyceae; Suessiales; Symbiodiniaceae.
AUGCCGCAGGUUUUCCGUCGUCUCACAGCGCCUGCCACCCCUCCAUCAGACCAGAUGGCGCGAAUUGCGGUGGCCAACAUGGGUGCCAACAAAGCCCAGGUGUCGUUCGGAGGUCCCUUGGCAGAGUCCACUGAUGCGUCCCAAUACUUGGAUGCCUUGCUGGAGGCUCACCGCGAGGAGGUGAGAACAGAUGAUGACAUCUAUGCGUAUAUCAAACAGUCACCACGAGUCUCGGAGGAGAAGGCACGCGAGAUUUUCGACCGCCUGUAUAAGAACGGCAAAGAUGCCAGAAUCAGGCGACGAGUCUAUGCAGAAUUGGGCCUCUUGGUGGAGCAAGCAAAGGAAGCUCAGAUGUGUACCUUUGAGCCACGGCUACCGUUGGCAAGGUAUCCUGACGGCUUUCAACCUCAAGAGUCCAUCAACGAGCGCCUUUACAGGGACAGCUUCGACAGGCGCCGCCGACGAGAAGAAGCAAAGCAGAGCAUGCCGGUCCCAACCUUUCGACCGAACAUGUCCAUCAAUAGCACGACUAGCCGCAGGAGCGAAGGCGGAGUAUCUCCACGUGACACCUUGGACUCCGAAGGUGGAUUUGCUGGUGGUCUGAUCAGCGAUGGAUCCAUGAACCGCAAACAGAGCCCUUUGCAUGAACGUCUAUACCGUGAACAUGCAGACCGUAAGGCUCGGCAAGCGCACAGGGAGGAUGCCAUGGCAGACUGGAGGAAGCACACCUUCAAGCCCGACAUUCGAAACAGUCAAGCUACUGGUCCUCAGAUUGAAAGGACCGGCAACUUCUUCGAACAGCUCGAACGAAGUCGUGCAGAAGACACUGAUGGCUACAUGAUGCCUGGUGGCCGGCCCUUGGUGCCACUCCGAACUAUGACCCAUCCAGCAUUCGAGCAAGAGCUUUCGGAUGAAGAAGAUGCAAAGCAGGAUCCAGCAGAAAUGGCUGAUGCUGCGGCUGAUGAAGGGGCAGCGCCUGACAGCCCUGCGGCGCCAGAGAUGUCCAGUAUUGAGGCACAGAUUCGCUGUGGCGAGGGGCGGCCCAGACAACCAGACAACACACCGAAAUGGGAUGCAAGAUGCAAAUGA